Molecule: messenger RNA, 10806 nt
Organism: Symphalangus syndactylus (siamang)
Lineage: Eukaryota; Metazoa; Chordata; Mammalia; Primates; Hylobatidae
Gene: PCNT
Product: pericentrin
Biological process (GO): signal transduction
Molecular function (GO): molecular adaptor activity
Source: RefSeq, a predicted model, not a curated record
GCCCUGAGCGCGCGUGCGCGAGACCGGGAACGCGGCCCCCUGAUUGGCGGCGCGUGUCGGGGGCGGGGCCGCGGCUGCGUGACAGUUGUCGCGGGGGAGGGCAAGCCCCAGCGCGGGGGAGGGAGUGUAAAUAGAGCGAAGGCUGCUCUGUGUUAGCCCCGUCACCGCCGGGCGGCCCGCGCGGAGCCUGAGGGAGAUGGAAGUUCAGCAAGAGCAGCGGCGCAGAAAGGUGGAGGCCGGGAGGGCGAAGCUUGCUCACUUCCGACAGAGAAAAACAAAAGGUGACAGUUCGCAUUCGGAGAAAAAGACGGCGAAGAGGAAGGGCUCGGCUGUCAAUGCGCCUGUCCAGGAGGAGAGUUCGGUAGCCAAGGAGGACAGCGCACUCCGUGGAGGAGGGGACAUUUGCAAAAGCACGUCAUGUGACGACAGCCCUGAUGGGGCAGGAGGGGCCUUUGCAGCUCAGCUGGAGGACCGUGAUGGAGAGAAGAGAGAGGACUUGGAACAGAUGCAGCAGAAGCAAGUCAAUGACCAUCCUCCAGAACAGCAUGGGAUCUUCACAAUCAGUGACCACCCACCAGAACAGCGUGGGAUGUUCACAAUCAGUGACCAGCAACCAGAACAGUGUGGGGUGUUCACAAUGAGUGACGAUCGUUCAGAACAGCGUGGGAUGUUCACGAUCAGUGACCACCAACCAGAACAGAGUGGGAUGUUCACAAUGAGUGACGAUCGUCCAGAACAGCGUGGGAUGUUCACGAUCAGUGACCACCAACCAGAACAGAGUGGGAUGUUCACAAUCGGUGACCACCCAUCAGAACAGCGUGGGAUCUUCACAAUCAGUGACCACCAACCAGAACAGUGUGGGAUGUUCACAGUCGGUGACCAGCAACCAGAACAGCGUGGGAUGUUCACAAUCAGUGACCAGCAACCAGAACAGUGUGGGAUGUUCACAGUGAGUGACGAUCGUCCAGAACAGCGUGGGAUGUUCACAGUCAGUGACCACCAUCCAGAACAGUGUGAGAUCAUCACAAAGGAGUGUGAACAAGAAUGUGAACUUGCCAUUACUGACCUGGAGAGCGGCCGUGAAGAUGAGGCUGGCCUACAGCAGAGUCAGGCCGUGCAUGGCCUUGAACUGGAGGCGCUGCGCCUGAGUCUGAGCAACAUGCACACGGCGCAGCUGGAGCUGACACAGGCCAACCUCCAGAAGGAGAAGGAGACGGCGCUGACGGAGCUGCGGGAGAUGCUCAACAGCCGGCGUGCCCAGGAGCUGGCCCUGCUACAGAGCAGGCAGCAGCACGAGCUGGAGCUCCUUAGGGAGCAGCACGCACGGGAGAAGGAGGAGGUGGUGCUCAGGUGUGGACAGGAAGCAGCUGAGCUGAAGGAGAGGUUACAAUCAGAAAUGGAGAAAAACGCCCAGAUAGUAAAGACCCUGAAGGAAGACUGGGAAUCUGAAAAAGAUUUAUGUUUAGAAAAUCUACGCAAAGAAUUGUCUGCAAAGCAUCAAUCAGAAAUGGAGGAUUUACAAAACCAGUUUCAGAAAGAAUUGGCAGAACAGAGAGCUGAGUUGGAGAAGAUUUUUCAAGACAAAAACCAGGCUGAAUGGGCCCUUAGGAACCUGGAGAGUCAUCAUCAGGCAGCCAUUGAGAAGUUACGUGAAGAACUGCAGUCCGAGCACGGCCGGUGUUUAGAAGAUUUGGAGUUCAAGUUCAAAGAGAGCGAGAAAGAAAAACAGCUGGAGUUAGAGAAUCUUCAAGCAUCAUAUGAAGACCUGAAGGCGCAAUCACAAGAAGAGAUCAGGCGCUUGUGGUCCCAGCUUGAUUCUGCCAGGACCAGUAGACAGGAAUUGAGUGAGCUACAUGAGCAACUCCUGGCACGAGCCUCUCACGUGGAAGAUUUAGAACAGCUGAAGCAGCGAGAAAAAACCCAGCAUGAGUCUGAACUGGAGCAACUGAGGAUUUAUUUUGAAAAGAAAUUAAGGGAUGCUGAGAAAACUUACCAAGAAGACCUAACCCUGUUACAGCAGAGGCUGCAAGGGGCGAGCGAAGAUGCUCUUCUGGACUCUGUGGAAGUUGUGUUGUCCUGUGUGGGUUUAGAAGAGAAACCUGAGAAAGGAAGAAAAGAUCACGUUGAUGAAUUCGAGCCUGAGCGACAUAAGGAGAGCCUGCCACGCUUCCAGGCGGAGUUAGAAGAAAGCCACAGGCACCAAUUGGAAGCACUGGAGUCUCCCCUCUGCAUCCAGCAUGAGGGCCGUGUCUCAGACAGAUGCUGCGCAGAGACUUCAGCAUUGGAACACGGGUGGCGUCUGGAGCCCUUCAAAGGGCACAGCCAAGAGCUUCCCUGGGUGCAUCUCCAGGGUGUGCAGGAUGGGGACUUGGAGGCCGACACAGAGGUGGCAGCCAGAGUCUUGGGUCUGGAAACUGAGCACAAGGUUAAACUUUCGCUUCUUCAGACUGAGCUCAAGGAAGAAAUUGAACUCCUAAAAAUAGAAAAUAGAAAUUUGUACGAGAAGUUGCAGCAUGAAACCCGUCUGAAGGAGGAUUUGGAGAAGGUAAAACACAAUCUAAUUGAAGACCACCAGGAGGAACUAAAUAAUGCUAAGCAAAAGACUGAGCUGAUGAAACAGGAAUUCCAAAAAAAAGAAAUGGACUGGAAAGUUAUGAAGGAGGAGCUACAGCAGGAAGCUGAGGAGAAGUUAACAUUGAUGCUUCUUGAACUGAGAGAAAAGGCUGAAUCCGAGAAACAGACCAUUAUAAACAAGUUUGAGCUUCGAGAAACUGAAAUGAGGCAGCUUCAGGACCAACAGGCAGCCCAGAUCCUGGAUCUGGAGAGGUCCUUGACGGAGCAGCAGGGCCGCCUGCAGCAGCUGGAACAGGACCUCACUUCAGACGACGCCCUGCAUUGCAGCCAGUGUGGGCGGGAGCCGCCGACAGCCCAGGAUGGGGAGCUUGCCGCGCUCCACGUGAAGGAAGACUGCGCCCUGCAGCUGAUGCUGGCCCGGAGCAGGUUUUUAGAGGAACGUAAAGAGAUCACCGAGAAAUUCAGUGCGGAACAAGAUGCCUUCCUGCAGGAGGCCCGGGAGCAGCACGCCCGCGAGCUGCAGCUCCUCCAGGAGAGACACCAGCAGCGGCUCCUGUCAGUGACGGCGGAGCUCGAGGCCAGACACCAGGCCGCGCUGGGCGAGCUGACAGCCUCCUUAGAGAGCAAGCACGGGGCUCUGCUGGCCGCACGUGUGGCCGAACUGCAGACAAAACACGCUUCUGACCUCAGCGCUCUGGAGACCAGACAUCUGUCCAGCCUUGAUUCUUUGGAAUCCUGUUACCUGUCUGAAUUUCAGACCAUCCGUGAGGAGCACAGGCGGGCCCUAGAGCUCUUACGAGCAGACUUUGAGGAACAACUGCGGAAAAAGGACUCUCUUCACCAAACGAUUUUGACUCAAGAGUUGGAGAAACUGAAGCGGAAACAUGAUGGGGAGCUACAGUCUGUGCGGGACCGCCUGCGAACCGAAGCGAGCACAGAGCUCGCCGGAACCGUGGCUCACAAGCUGCAGGGAACGCACCAAGGUGAAUUUGGAAGUGAAAAGAAAACUGCUUUGCAUGAAAAAGAGGAGACACUUCAGCUUCAGAGUGCGCAGGCACAGCCUUUUCACCAAGAGGAGAAAGAGUCUUUGUCUCUGCAGCUUCAAAAGAGGAAUCACCAAGUCCAGCAGCUGAAAGACCAGGUUUUAUCCUUAAGUCACGAGAUAGAAGAGUGCCGCUCUGAGCUGGAGGUGCUGCAGCAGAGGCGGGAGCGGGAGAACCGGGAAGGCACAAACCUCGUCUCCAUGCUCAAGGCCGACGUCGACCUGUCCCACAGCGAAAGAGGGGCCCUCCAGGACGCCCUGCGCAGGCUGCUGGGUUUGUUUGGGGAGACGCUGAGGGCAGCCAUCACCCUGAGGAGCCGGAUCGGGGAGCGCGUGGGGCUUUGCCUGGAUGACGCGGGCGCGGGCCUGGCCCCGUCGGCAGCUCCGGCGCUGGAGGAGACGUGGUCUGAUGUGGCCCUCCCGGAGCUGGACAGAACUUUGUCUGAAUGUGCAGAGAUGUCUUCCGUGGCUGAAAUUAGCAGCCACAUGCGUGAAAGCUUUCUCAUGAGCCCAGAAAGUGUGCGGGAGUGUGAGCAGCCCAUCCGAAGGGUCUUCCAGAGCCUCAGCCUGGCUGUGGACGGCCUCCUGGAGAUGGCCCUGGACUCCAGCAGACAGCUGGAAGAAGCACGCCAAAUUCAUUCUCGUUUUGAAAAAGAAUUUAGUUUUAAAAAUGAGGAGACAGCACAGGUUGUCAGGAAGCACCAGGAGCUGCUGGAGUGCUUGAAGGAGGAGAGCACAGCAAAGGCAGAGCUGGCGCUAGAGCUGCACAAGACUCAGGGUACCCUCGAGGGAUUCAAGGUGGAGACAGCAGAUCUGAAGGAGGCGCUGGCUGGGAAGGAGGAUUCCGAGCACCGUCUGGUGCUGGAGCUGGAGAGCCUGAGACGGCAGCUGCAGCAGGCAGCCCAGGAGCAGGCGGCGCUGAGGGAGGAGUGCACCCGUCUUUGGAGCCGGGGGGAGGCCGCAGCCACGGACGCCAAGGCUAGAGAAGCUGCUCUCUGGAAGGAAGUGGAGGAUCUGACCAAAGAACAGUCGGAGACCAGGAAGCAGGCUGAGAAGGACCGCUCAGCCCUGCUCUCUCAGAUGAAGAUUUUGGAGUCUGAGUUAGAAGAACAGCUGUCUCAGCAUCGUGGGUGUGCCAAGCAGGUGGAGGUCGUCACUGCCCUGGAACAGCAGGUGGCAUCUCUGGACAAGCAUUUGCGCAACCAGCGGCAAUUCAUGGAUGAGCAGGCAGCCGAGCGGGAGCACGAGCGCGAGGAGUUCCAGCAGGAGAUUCAGAGGCUGGAGGGGCAGCUCCGCCAGGCGGCCAAGCCGCAGCCCUGGGGCCCUCGCGACAGCCAGCAGGCGCCGCUGGAUGGAGAGGUUGAGUUGUUACAACAAAAGUUGAGAGAAAAGUUGGAUGAAUUUAAUGAAUUGGCUAUACAGAAAGAGUCGGCAGAUAGACAAGUGUUAAUGCAGGAAGAAGAAAUUAAACGUCUGGAGGAGAUGAACAUCAACAUCAGGAAGAAGGUGGCCCAGCUCCAGGAAGAAGUGGAAAAACAGAAAAACGUCGUGAAAGAGCUGGAACAGGAUAAAGAGGUGUUAAAGAAACGGCAGGUGAGUAGCUUGCUUCUGGCGUCCACAUUGCAGUCUACACCAGAUGCAGACAGAUGUCCCGAGCCUCCUUCGGGCAGCCCUCCUGAGGGUCCAGAAGUACAGUUAGAGGUGACACAGAGCCCACUCCUGCAGCGUGAGAGUGAGGUUUUGGACUUAAAAGAACAGCUAGAAAAGAUGAAAGGUGAUUUAGAAAGUAAAAAUGAAGAAAUACUACAUCUGAACUUAAAAUUAGACAUACAGAACAGCCAGACUGCUAUCAGCCUCAGAGAACUUCAGGAAGAGAACACGAGCUUGAAGGUCAUAUAUACCAGAAGUUCUGAGAUUGAAGAGCUGAAAGCCACUAUUGAAAAUCUGCAAGAGAACCAGAAACGAUUACAAAAGGAGAAAGCAGAGGAAAUUGAACAACUCCAUGAAGUCAUUGAGAAGCUGCAGCACGAGCUGUCCCUCAUGGGGCCCGUGGUGCACGAAGUCAGCGAUAGUCAGGCUGGCAGUCUGCAGAGCGAGCUGCUCUGCUCCCAGGCCGGGGGCCCUCAUGGGCAGGCCCUGCAGGGCGAGCUCGAGGCUGCGCUGGAAGCCAAGGAGGCCCUGAGCCGGCUGCUGGCUGACCAGGAGCGCGGGCAUAGCCAGGCCCUGGAGGCCCUGCAGCAGCGCCUCCAGAGCGCAGAGGAGGCUGCGGAGCGGCAGCUGGCUGAGCUGGAGCGCAGUGCAGCUCUCAGGGAGGCUGAGGUCGAAGGCAUGGCCUCCCGGAUUCAGGAGUUCGAAGCGUCCCUGAAAGCAAAGGAAGCGAUGAUUGCCGAGAGAAAUUUAGAAAUUGAUGCUCUGAACCAGCAGAAGGCGGCCCACUCUGCCGAGCUGGAGGCCGUCCUGUUGGCCUUGGCCCGUAUCCGCCGCGCCCUGGAGCAGCAGCCCCUGGCAGCCGGGGCGGAGCCUCCCGAGCUACAGCGGCUCCGAGCGCAGUGUGCCCGCCUCAGCCGCCAGCUGCAGGUGCUGCACCAGCGGUUCCCGAGGUGCCAGGUGGAGCUGGACAGGCGGCAGGCCCGCAGAGCCACAGCUCACACGCGGGUGCCCGGGGCCCACCCACAGCCUCGCAUGGAUGGUGGCGCCAAGGCCCAGGUCACCGGCGACGUGGAGGCCUCCCAUGAUGCUGCUUUGGAACCGGUUGUCCCUGACCCACAGGGUGAUCUGCAGCCCGUCCUGGUGACGCUGAAGGACGCACCUCUCUGCAAGCAAGAAGGCGUAAUGUCAGUGCUCACCGUCUGCCAGAGGCAGCUGCAGUCGGAGCUGCUCUUGGUGAAAAAUGAAAUGCGCCUGAGUCUGGAGGAUGGCGGCAAGGGUAGGGAAAAAGUACUGGAAGAUUGUCAGCUGCCGAAGGUCGAUCUCAUAGCUCAGGUGAAACAACUUCAGGAAAAACUGAACCGUUUGCUGUAUUCCAUGACCUUCCAGAAUGUGGAUGUUGCCGACACCAAAUCUCCGUGGCCCUUGGCCUCAGCACACCUGUUGGAGAGCAGCUGGAGUGAUGAUUCCUGUGAUGGAGAAGAGCCUGAUACAUCACCCCCUGUAGACACGUGUGAUGCCAAUAUAGCCACGGGGGGUGUAACUGAUGUUAUCAGAAAUCAGGCCAUAGACGCGUGUGACGCCAAUACAACCAUGGGGGGUGUAACUGAUGUUAUCAAAAAUUGGGAUUCCUUGAUAACAGAUGAAAUGCUAGAAUCUCCCAUUCAAGAAAAAUCAGAAUGUCAGGACAGGUCCCUUUCUUCACCGACCAGCGUGCUUGGCGGUUCCCGCCACCAGAGCCACACUGCAGAGGCUGGGCCCCGGAAGAGCCCGGUCGGGAUGCUGGACCUGUCUUCCUGGAGCUCCCCUGAGGUCCUCAGGAAGGACUGGACCCUGGAGCCCCGGCCCAGCCUCCCCGUGACACCCCACUCAGGAGCCCUGAGCCUGUGCAGUGCCGACACAUCCCUGGGGGACAGGGCGGACACCUCGCUGCCACAGACCCAGGGGCCGGGGUUGCUUUGUUCCCUGGGCGUGUCCGCAGCAGCGCUGGCCGUGCAGUGGGCCGAGUCUCCGCCGGCUGACGACCACCAUGUGCAGAGGACGGCUGUGGAGAAAGAUGUUGAAGAUUUUAUCACAACAUCCUUUGAUUCUCAAGAAACAUUAAGUUCACCUCCUCCUGGAUUAGAAGGAAAAACUGAUAGAAGUGAGAAAAGUGACGGCUUGGGUUUUGGAGCAAGACUGAGCCCGCGGUCAGGAGGCCCUGAGGCUCGAACUGCUGGUCCUGUGACCCCUGCUCCCAUCUCUGGAAGGUUUCAGCCGCUGCAGGAAGCCAUGAAGGAGAAGGAAGUGCAUCCGAAGCACGUGAAGGCUUUACUGCAGAUGGUGUGUGAUGAGAGCCAUCAGAUCCUGGCGCUGUCAGAAGGCCUUGCACCCCCGACCUGCGAGCCGCACCCACCCCGGAAGGAAGAUGAGGAAGUGCCCACCGCGUGCCCCGAUUGGAGAGGGGACCUUCUGCAGGUUGUGCAAGAGGCGUUUGAAAAAGAGCAGGAGAUGCAGGGGGUUGGGCUGCAGCCCCGACUCAGUGGCUCAGAUCUGGGGGGUCACAGAUCCCUGCUCGAAACGCUGGAGAAGAUCAUCCGUGAGCAGGGAGACCUGCAGGAAAAGUCCCUGGAGCAUCUUCGCCUGCCAGACCGGAGCAGCCUGCUGUCCGAGAUCCAGGCUCUGCGCGCCCAGCUGCGCAUAACGCACCUGCAGAACCAGGAGAAGCUGCAGCACUUGCACACAGCGCUGACAAGCGCGGAGUCACGUGGGAGCCAGCAGGAGCACCAGCUGCGCAGGCAGGUUGAACUGCUGGCUUAUAAAGUAGAGCAGGAGAAGUGCAUUGCUGGUGACUUGCAGAAGACACUGAGUGAAGAGCAAGAGAAAGCAAACGGCGUGCAGAAGCUCCUGGCGGCGGAGCAGAUUGUGGUGCGAGAUUUGAAGUCCAACCUCUGUGAGAGCAGGCAGAAGAACGAACAGCUGUCCCGGUCCCUCUGCGAGGUGCAGCAGGAGGUCCUCCAGCUGAGAUCCAUGCUGAGCAGUAAGGAGAACGAGCUGAAGGUCGCACUUCAGGAGCUGGAGAGUGAGCAGGGGAAGGGGCGUUCCCUGCAGAGCCAGCUGGAGGAGGAGCAGCUGCGGCACCUGCAGAGGGAGGGCCAGAGUGCCAAGGCCCUGGAGGAGCUGCAGGCAUCUUUGGAGACACAGCGUGCUCAGAGCAGUCGACUCUGCGUGGCACUGAAACACGAGCAGACGGCCAAGGACAACCUGCAGAAGGAGCUGCGCAUUGAGCACUCACGCUGCGAGGCCUUGCUGGCUCAGGAGCGGAGCCAGCUCUCGGAGCUCCAGAAGGACCUUGCGGCUGAGAAGAGCCGCACCCUGGAGCUGUCAGAGGCCUUGCGGCAUGAGCGGCUGCUGACUGAGCAGCUGAGCCAGCGGACACAGGAGGCUUGCGUGCACCAGGACACACAGGCCCAUCACGCUCUGCUGCGGAAGCUGAAGGAGGAGAAGUCCCGGGUGGUGGACUUGCAAGCGAUGCUUGAAAAGGUGCAGCAGCAAGCCCUGCGUUCUCAGCAGCAGCUUGAGGCUGAGGCCCAGAGGCACUGUGAGGCGCUCAGGAGAGAAAAGGAGGUAAGUGCCACACUGAAGUCCACGGUGGAAGCCCUGCACACCCAAAAACGAGAGCCAAGAUGCUCUCUGGAGAGAGAGAGGGAGAAACCAGUGUGGUUGCAGGCAGAAUUAGAGCAGUCACACCCACGGUUGAAAGAGCAAGAAGGACGCAAGGCUGCGAGGAGGAGCGCGGAGGCCAGGCAGAGCCCAGCGGCUGCGGAGCAGUGGAGGAAGUGGCAGAGAGACAAGGAGAAGCUGCGAGAAUUAGAGCUGCAGCGUCAGCGUGACUUGCAUAAGAUCAAGCAGCUUCAGCAGACGGUGAGAGACCUGGAGUCGAAGGACGAGGUGCCUGGCAGCCGCCUCCACCUGGGUUCUGCCCGCAGGGCUGCUGGCUCGGAUGCAGACCACCUCCGGGAACAGCAGCGAGAGCUAGAGGUGAUGAGGCAGCGGCUGCUCUCUGCUGCCCGGCUUCUCACCAGCUUCGCCAGCCAGGCCGUGGACAGGACAGUUAAUGAUUGGACGUCAUCCACUGAGAAAGCAGCGAUGUCUUUACUGCACACGUUGGAGGAGCUGAAGUCUGACUUGAGCAAGCCCACCUCCUCCCAGAAAAAAAUGGCAGCAGAGCUGCAAUUCCAGUUUGUGGACAUCCUGCUGAAAGACAAUGUUUCCCUCACAAAAGCCCUCAGCACGGUGACCCAGGAGAAGCUGGAGCUGAGCAGAGCCGUGUCUAAGCUUGAGAAGAUGCUGAAGCACCAUCUGCAGAAGGGCUGCAGCCCGAGCAGGUCGGAAAGGUCUGCUUGGAAGCCAGACGAAAUGGCUCCACAGAGUUCCCUGAGGCGCCCAGACCCCAGCCGGCUUCCACCAGCUGCCAACGAGGAAGCACACACCAGCAAUGUCAAGAUGGAAAAAUUGUACCUGCAUUAUUUGAGAGCAGAGAGCUUUAGAAAAGCUCUGAUUUAUCAAAAGAAGUAUCUUUUGCUGUUGAUUGGUGGAUUCCAGGAUUCUGAACAAGAAACACUCUCCAUGAUUGCCCAUUUGGGGGUAUUUCCUUCCAAAGCAGAACGGAAAAUCACAUCUCGUCCUUUCACCAGGUUCCGCACAGCUGUCAGGGUGGUCAUUGCAAUAUUAAGAUUACGUUUUUUGGUUAAGAAAUGGCAAGAAGUAGAUCGGAAAGGAGCUCUGGCACAAGGCAAAGCCCCUCGCCCAGGGCCCCGAGCACGACGGCCACAGUCUCCACCCAGAACCAGAGAGUCCCCCCCAACCCGGGAUGUACCCUCCGGCCACACCAGAGACCCCGCCAGAGGCCACAGACUGGCAGCAGCAGCAGCCUCCCCACACAGUGGGGGAAGAGCCACUCCAUCCCCAAAUUCAAGAUUAGAAAGAUCCCUGACUGCUUCUCAAGAUCAAGAACAUUCCUUGACAGAAUAUAUUCAUCAUUUAGAAGUGAUCCAGCAAAGAUUGGGAGGGGUACUACCAGAUUCUACUUCAAAGAAAUCCUGCCACCAGACGAUUAAACAGGAAUAAAAUGUCAUGGCUCUUACCUGCGGCAAUUCUAUUUGAGGAAAAGAUUUGUUUUUGCCUUUUCCCAAGGAAGCUGGUGGGACAGCAUGGGCACUACUCUUCACGUGCGGUGACACCAGCCCCCAGAUGCCUUGAAUUAAGUGUCCUCACCUUUAUGCAUGACUGCAAAGCCAGAUGGAGCAUUUUCUAUGGAGCCUCCGUAUGUUUUAGGCCCGUGACCUUCGUGAGGUGACGGGCACUCACUCCCAUGAGCCCUGGCUGUGUGCUGUUGUGUGCCUAUCGACAGAUCCAUCCUUCCUGCCUCCAAGAAGGAUACACAGAGAAUGGCUUCCUGUUGUUUUAUUUUCUUAACGUGUACAGAUGGAAACUUCAUUUAAAAAUAAAAACAAAACAGCUCAAAAAGGAAUAAAAUUUAAUCACUGUUUUGUUUGUGAAUA